AUGGAGAUUGGUCUGGCAUCAAAAAGGAAACUGGGUUUUGUGACAGGAGUGGUAAGAAGAGAUGAGAAAGAUGCUGUUAAAGGAGAAGCAUGGGAUACAUGUAACAAUAUGAUUAUCUCUUGGAUUCUGGGUUCUAUAUGGAUGCAAUUAGAGAAAAGAUUCUCUCUCACAAAUGGAUCAAGAAAAUAUAAACUGAAUAAAGAAUUAUAUGAAGCAAAACAGCAAGGUAAACAAGUGAGUGAGUAUUACACUAUGAUGAAAUGUCUUUGGGAGGAACUGGACUCUCUGAAUACUCUACCUCCUAUUACCACUGUAACAGCAGAGAUAACAAGCUUCGUUGAAGCCCUCACUCAACAGCAAGAUGAACAUAAGUUGUUCCAGUUUUUAAAUGGACUUGAUGAAGUCUAUGGAACUCAGAGAAGCAACAUUCUCAUGAUGUCUCCACUUCCUACAGUGGAAACUGCCUGUAGCUUCUUAGAACAAGAAGAAGCUCAGAGAGGGCUCUUGAGUCAAGUGAAAGAAGAAACAGAAACUUUGGCUAUGUUCAGUAAAGGGACAGGGGGAGCCUCAACUAGCACACCUCCUACUACUCAAUGCACUGGAAAGAAUAAUUAUGAUCAGCAAAAAUGGAGUAAAGGGAAGCCAUCUGGUGUGAAAGUAGCAGCAAAUGCUCAAAAUCAGAAUGACAACAUGUCAAUUUCAAGCAACAACACCACCAUUACUGCUCAACAACUUGAACAACUUCUCAGACUCUUACCUACUCCAUCUAAAGGUGAAGACACUGAAGAUGAGAUGGACAUACAUUACUCAGAUCAUAUGACUGGGAAUUUCUCUGUAUUAAAACACGUUGUGUCAUGCAAAGAUAACUCCUUGAUUAAUUUGCCUACUGGUCAGACUUCUAAAGUCACUCAUACUGGUACUGUGAUAUUAGAAAGCAACAUAAAGCUGAGAAAUGUUCUGUAUAUUCCUGCCUUUAAACAUAACCUUUGGUCUGUGAAGAAGUUAUGUGAAGAUCUAAAAUGUAAGGCAACAUUUCUUGAUGAAUAUUGUCUGAUCAUUGACUGUGUGAAUGAAGAAAUAAAAGGUGUAGGAAAAAGUGCCAAUGGUCUUUACUAUCUGAUAAAUGAACCAGUUGAGAAAACUCUUUAUAGAAUUAAAGAAGAGACCAGUAGUGUAAUUCAAAGAGACAAGAAAAGGGUGGCUAUGAAUGCACAAAAUUACACUGAAUUUCCUAGUGUAAUCAGGGAUGUACCAAAGUUGAACAAAGAAACAUUGUGGCAUCAUAGAUUGGGGCAUGCUCCAAUGAAGAAACUUGCUAUGAUAGAUUCUAUUGAUGUGAAGGGUGGAUGUCAGAAUGUUUUAUCACAUGUCCUUUGGCAAAAUUCACAAAGUUGCCUUUUAAAAGGAGUGAGUCAAAGGCAGGAGAACUGUUAG
This is a messenger RNA of Beta vulgaris subsp. vulgaris (sugar beet), 1434 nucleotides long. RefSeq lists its product as uncharacterized. Lineage: Eukaryota; Viridiplantae; Streptophyta; Magnoliopsida; Caryophyllales; Amaranthaceae. The coding region runs from base 1 to 1434 and encodes 477 amino acids. The transcript is spliced from 4 exons. The record is from RefSeq and is a predicted model, not a curated record.